This is a messenger RNA of Ilyonectria robusta, 1720 nucleotides long. RefSeq lists its product as uncharacterized. Lineage: Eukaryota; Fungi; Ascomycota; Sordariomycetes; Hypocreales; Nectriaceae. Bases 197 to 1480 code for a protein of 427 amino acids. The record is from RefSeq and is a predicted model, not a curated record. The transcript has 2 exons.
ACGGCCCAGGCCAGCGCCAACUGUGAGUUCGGCAUGUCCAGGGUAGGUAGCCAUCGCUAGAGUGCACGCGACGCACCAAAACGACCAGUUGAUUAUCUCCCCUUCUUCAUACGCGUCAACGUCAACCCUUCUCCGCACUCAGCACGAGGCCUUGCUGGCGACCAUCCCCUUUGUCGCUGCCGCUGAGAAUACAAGCAUGUACGCGAACGAGGAUCAACUUGUUCGCUGGCUGUCCUCCAUUCCUGAAUUGCCAAGUUCUCACAAUCCCGUCCACAUCCUCGACAACGAAGAUGAAGACGCUUCCCACACGGGCAGUAGCAGCUUCUUGGUCUUGGAACAGUCAAUGGCCGUGGAAAACAACGAUACUCCGCGUGCUAAUAGGUUUCUAUCAAAACAAACACAAGAAUUGGGCGGAUUAGUGGCGGAUGGUGGCCACAACAGCCCGACGCUUGCCUCGAGCGCCUCGAAUCGUUCAGCCUGGGUGUCGAACGGCUCGAUACCCGUAUCGAACCGAUCGUCUCCUUCAAAACAAUUCCGCAGCGCCGAGAUGCAAGACGCAGGAUUCAAGGUAGGGAACUUCCGGGUGGACCAACAUCCGGAGUCCCUCAAGGAACUCCGGCUGCAACUACGAGACAUCGGCUCUGGCCACCGAAUUCUCCCUGCUUCCUUGCAGACCGAGUUAUGGGACUCAGAGUCAGAGAUACCGGCCUACGCUUUCGACACGGACGAAGCGACUCGCGCAACCACCAAGGCCUUGGCGACAAAUCUACCUUCACUUUCCUGGGUUCAGGGGCUCGUGUCUCGUGCGAACGAGUGCCAUGCCGACAGAGAAUGCGAAGCAUCAUGGAAUGCAGAUGUACACUCGCCCAUCCUCGAACAGGUCUUUCGAUCCGACCGGUUCUCUAGCCGUGACUUGGUCGACUUUCGGUUCUGUCCCUCGGCUCAGAUUCUUCCGUGGUCCAAGCCCCGAGACGCGCCCUCCAAGAUGGUAGAUUUUUGUAUCUUCAUACGUCCCAAACUCGACAGCCCUGAGGAACGAGCCAUCAACAGCAUCUGCCAGUUACGGCCGGGACUUUCGAUUAAUCAUACCGACUUAGGGAACUUUUGCAAACACCCCAUCGCUCUCUCCAUCGAGACUAAGCGUCCGGCGGAACAUGGCGACAAGGCCACAUUGCAGAUGGGCACCUGGCACUCAUCCCAGUGGCGCAGCCUACGAUACAAUCGCAAUUGUUCCUCUCCUCAAUCCAUAGAGUUCCUCCCCGGUGUCAUAGUUCAAGGGCACGACUGGCAGUUCGUCGCGACGAUCCUGGAUGAGAGCGGCAAGGCUCGGCUCUUGAGGACGGUCCGUCUCGGCGGAACAGAAUCGGAGUUGACCGUCUACUCUCUCGUCAUGGCAUUGCAGCGUCUUCGUCGCUGGAUCAAGGAGGUGUAUUGGCCGGCAUUCGUGUCGGAUAUGCUGAAAGACUCGCUUCCAGGAUAACCACAUCCACACUAGAUAGGAAUCGUCAAGAUCCCUCAAGCUGCUCGACGAAAAAAAGUCUUGUAACUGUGAAAAAACCUACUCUACUAAAGGUUGCUCGUAAUCUGUCCAAACACACCCAAACGGGUGUAUGCUCGCUGUUGUGUCCCAGGCAGCUAAUUCAUUGCCUCAGUGUCUCUCAGGCCUCGGCGACUAAACGAGAGCUGGCAACUAUUAAUACGGCAAAAUCUGGUGAUAAAC